UUCACCUAGACAUUGCCGUGUUGUGCAUUCUUGGCGUAUUUACAUGCACCCGGAAGUAUAUGGAUGGAUGCAGUUAUCGGGUUUGUUAUGAAACAACGGAUAUAAGAUGCAUUAGAGAACCUCCAUUUUGCCAGCAACCUAGUUAUAGUUCGCCCUCAUGUGACAUCCAUCCUCAGGCCUUACGGUGCCGGAUCUGCUCUUUGUUUAUUUGGGGUUUUCGGCUCGAAGAAUGGAGCCGAGAAUAUGGGGUUGGCGAUUACUCCCUAUCACGCACACUCACAACUUGGUGAGCAGGGAAAAUAUUUUUUUUUUCUGGUCGAUUUUUCCCAUCGCGUACAUUCACACACUCACACAGAGACGGGAUUCCACACUUGAGUAUGCGGGAACUAGCACGUAUACCGGUACUGUGCUCGUCCCUGGACUUGGAGCAAAAUCGCGGUACGGCUGCGUAUGCAUGUGUGUUUGUGUAGUGCGUGGUGUGCCACUACCAUAAAGCUGUUGUUAAUGUUUGGGGCUGGGUCAUUGAACACAUAGAACACAACGUAUACUGACAGAUUCGCAGUCCCCACAAGUCAGGCGAUCCUUUCCAUCCUCCGCGCAUCCUUUUUCCCAAGCCCAAGCAAGCGCGGUUCGGUGCAUAUUUCAGGCGAAGGCACCCAGCAUCGGCAAGGUGGCGAGCGAAUUGUGUACGGGUAGACAUAAACAAUACCUGCCGCCAUUUGCCGUUGGCGGAUAUUGUGAUUGUACAGGUGUGUUGGCAGUUUCUGGACGAUCUUUUGGGGUAUAGUUAUGCACCUGAUACUAAGACACGUUUGCUUUACCAAAUAGGGCUCUUUAACGUUUCAUAACAUAAAGUGCUUUAUUUUUUUUAUAUCAUGCCAUGGAGCACACAAAUGGAAACCACUGUGGAUAGUGACCUUUUUUUCCAUUCUUGGUAAAGUGGUAAAGUGUGCUGACGCGCACGCCCCAAAACAGUACCAGCCCACCCUAGCGAACCCCCUUAGAAAAAUGCUCCCCAGUUAAAUAAUUAUUUUGACGGUCUAGCCAAGAGUGAGAGGUGUCUGUGUUUAACACCGACCAUAAAUGGUUAAAUUAUUAUACGCACAACGACAGAAGAGAUGGAUUGGGGGAAAUAAAAUGGACGCUAACGUACAUGGCAACACGAUGUUACACAUCUGCCAAAGUUUGUCUGGAUACAGUUUUCUAGAUUGUUCCAGGAUUCUGGGGAUAUACUGAAGUAACUAACUGAAGAUUCUAGUUAAUGAAUAUUUUUGAGCUAGCAAACUAAAAUCAGAGCAUCAUCUAGAAUAUAAUGGAUCGAAGUUGUGAUUGUGACGAAUUUACUAUCUUCGGUUUCAUUUCCAGGCUCUUGAGAUUGUUUGUGCAACACUAUUAGCAUAAAUCGUAGCAAUAGUAUAUCCCGGGAGCAGAUUGGCGUAAUGUACGCUAAAGAGUCCCCCUCCCCCAUAAUCCCCGCAUAUCAUUGCCGGCAAACAUUGGGAGUGUCAGCGAAACCUGUCCCGUCGGCUCGCCCAAGUCCUUUUCCUAGCGAAUUUGCGCUAGUGUUGGUAGAUUGUCUGACCGCGUUUUUUGAGUUGCGCUUGUAGUAGUGAGCGGUUGUAUUCCCGGUUAAUGCAAUUUUGCCGUACAGGUAAAGGGAUGUAGAGGUAUUUUUUGGAUAAUCAAGGAGUGGUAUAAAACCGUCGAAAAGCCCAAAAAGAGUUGCAUCACUCGCGAUGGUUUUAACGAGCAAUCAGACAAAAAGUUUUAAUGAUGUAUAGGCAAAUGGCAUGGUUUUGAUCGAAGAAUUAAAUAAAUAUAUCAAAAUAUUAAUUAAAGAAAAAAGAAAUCUCACCCUGCCAUAAAAAUGGUUAUGUGAGAGGAGGUUAGCUACAACAAAGAGAGAGAGAGAGAGAGAGAGAGAGAGAGAGAGAGAGAGAGAGAGAGAGAGGGAGAGAAGGUAAAAAAGAGAGACAAAUGUAAUAUCCUUCUGGUAGCAUGGUUUCGCAUGCCUUCACAACAUUCUUCUGCAUGUAAAGACACACCAAUUUCUUCAACAACUUCCGGGUGUUGAGAGUAUCUCGUUGCUAUCCACAGCGUACUCGCAGCUUCCGGUUUCUGGUCACGCUUAUCAAUGUAUGACACCAAAAGAACCAACCCAAUACACACACGCACGCACACACACACAGACGCAGUACCAACCAUGUAAAGUACGCAGGAAUCUUUUAGCUGACAUAUUUUGCACCGUACCGGUGCGCUGGUGUUUGCGUGUAUUGUGUCGGCUCCAAUCACCACACGCGCAGUUCGCGCGUGUGUGCGAGAUCGAACGUGCUAGACGGUAAAAUAGGAGUUCGCGCUCGCCCAAAGAAUGCCGGCAGGAGCAGUUCGUUCGCACACAUUGAAAGGGGAGCAGCAGCAGCAGCAGCAGCAACGGACAAGAGCGCGCGCACUCGUACGGCACAUUGGCGACGACGCUUCCCGGAGUCAGAGUAGCACACACGCUUGUUCGCCGCGGUACGUUUAUUUUACGCGAACGACGGUACAGUGCGAAGCGAAGAAGGAUCCUCAGGACACGUACAGUGUGCGGUUUGUUUUUUUUUGUGCUCAAUCCGGAUCCACACACCGCACCAGGCGAAGGUGUCCGGCUUUAGCUUAGGGGUGCCGUUACGUUGUUUUGUUGGUUUAAUCGUCCGGUCGUGGUCUGCUAGAACGGAAGUCGCGUUUUUUGGAUGUGAAUUUACGUGUGUCGGUGUACGCGUUUUGGGUUUUUUUUUUGGUUUUAACUACGCUACGACUGUGCACAAAGUGAGCGUGCAUGUGCAUAUGGGCUCUUGUACUUGUGGUGCGAAAAUAUAGUGUGCCCCCGUGACGGUGAAAAGUGUGUUUUUCUUUUCGCGGUACCUGCGGUUUCCCUGCGAGCAGCAACAACGGUGCUAUUGCUCCGUAACAUUAUACGUCGCCCGAGGUCCGGCACGCAUCCCAACCAAAUAGUGUAAAUAAGUGUGUGCAAGUCCCCCAGUUGCCUGCAAUCAACCUGUCCGGGACGGCGAUCCUCCUGCGGGGGAAGUUUUUUUUUUCCUGUACAAGGCACACCGCCAAGCCGUACUACCGGAGGAUUUGUCUGUUCUUCUUCUUUUUGUUGUUGCUGUUGUUGUUGGAAGAACAGAAACUGUAUCCACCGGCCAAUCCCCCUAUCAACCAAGAAAAAAAAGCAGGCGAACAACAAGGACGCAAAGAACUCCAGAAUUGCUCAGGAAAAUAUCGGUGUACAUCAGUAAACAAUAAAUUAGGAUAUAAAAAUCCGUCGGACUAUAUUAGUGGCUACUCGUACGGGUACAAAGAGCAAUAGCAUUUCUAUCAUACAAGCUGAUAUAUCGGAAAGCAUUUUUAAACUGUACGUGUGUUGCGGCAUACUUCAACUACCCAAUAUAUUGCCCGUUGCGCGGCAAACCCGGAUCGUAGUGUGCGAGAAUGGAUGAUUUUUCGCUAGCCUUCGAUGACAAUCGCCAGUCACUGUCGGUGGCAACGGCGGCCACCACGCUGGCACAGCUAACGUCGCAGUUCGACGAUCUGCAUCUUGGGAAUGGCGAUACGACGGCGGCCAGCCUACUGAACGGAUUGGUCGGCGGUGGGCUCAGUAGCAUCGGUGGCCUGCACAGUCAUCAUCAUCACACGCUCGCAUCGCUAGCCGGCGCGGACAGUGGAUUGCUCGAACGACAUCACCAUCUGAACGGUGGUCUAGGCAAUGGUUGCAGUAAUGGUGGUACCGGAACAGGUGGCCAAGGGGCCAACGCAACCAAUGUUCUCGACACGUUCGUGGCGAUGGUUAGUGGGCUGACCGGUGUGUGUGCGAAUGGGGCUACCAAUGGCGGUGGUAAUGGCGGUAUAACGCAGCAGGGCGGUGGUGGCAACAACACCACCAACACCAACACCUCCCUAAACAGCACCAACAGCAAGCUCGAGGAGCGCCCGGUCAAGUAUAAGUCGCAUACCGAGUGCGUUCCGGUACCGUCGUCCGAGCACGUGGCGGAAAUUGUUGGCCGGCAGGGCUGCAAGAUAAAGGCACUGCGGGCGAAAACGAACACCUUCAUCAAGACGCCGAUCCGGGGCGAGGAACCGAUAUUUGUCAUCACCGGCACAAAGGAGGAUGUGACGCGCGCCAAGCAGGAGAUCCUAUCAGCGGCGGACCAUUUCAGCACGCUGCGCUCGUCGAAGAAGCAGGCGAUUGCACUGCUGGCGGAAAGUCGCAACAUGCUCGGGUACAGCAUGCCGGACGAGAUCACGAUCCAGAUUCGGGUGCCGCAGAAGGUGGUCGGGUUAGUCGUCGGUCCGAAGGGUGCCACGAUCAAGAACAUACAGCUCAAAACGAACACCUACAUCAUCACACCGAAGCGCAACCAGGAGUCGGUGUUCGAGAUCACUGGGCUGCCGACGAACGUGCACACGGCACGGCAGCUGAUCGAGGAGCACAUUGCAACGCGUGCCGGCACAACGUCGGCAACUGCCGGUGGUGGUGGCGGCAGCAACGGUGGCGGUGGUGGUGGCGGCAGUAGUGCUGGCAGUGGUAGUAGCAGCAGUAGCAGCAGUAGCAGCACUACCAGCUCCAGCGGAUCGUCCUCCUCAUCCGGGCACGGUAUCGGUGCGGGCGGUUUAAGCAGAUCGGGUUCCUCCAGUGUGGCCAGCAAUGGGAAUGGUCCGAACCUGGGCUGUCUGUCCGGUAGCGUAACCGGUAGUGCGGGCUCACUCAUCAGUGGCUUUCUCGGUGGUGGCGGUGGAGUAGGUGGCGGAGGCGGAGGCGGAGGAGGAAAUGGUCUGCUUAAUGGGAACCAAUACCAUCACCCUCAUCAUCAUCUGCAGGAGCAACAUCCGCAUCAUCAGCAACAUCACCAUAAUCAUCAUCAUCAUCACCAUCAGGGGACACUACUGAACAGUGGUCUGUCGAGUGCCUUGAACGACGGUGGUAGUAACGGUGGGGGCGGUGGCCUGCUCGGUGGUAUUGGCGAGCACGAUUUCGAGGGCAAUCAGUUCAUCAUCGAGAAUCUGCUCGAGUACUUCAACAACAUGUCCGGCACGAACGCUUACAGCUCGCCGACGUCGAUGGGCGGUGGUGGACCGGGUGCUAUGACCGGUGCGGGCACGGAACACAUUCCGGACUUCCGCAGCAUCUGGGAGAAUUUGAGCGAAAGCCAAACAUCCGUCACGACCACCGAUACGGACAAUUCGUCGCUCGUCUGGACGCUGCCGUCAUCGCCACGGAACUCCGUGUCGUACAGCCCGGACGACUUUAUCUUUCAACGAUAAUUUCGGCACUGCCAAGGUGUGGGGCGGUGUGGGUCAUUAUUUAUUAUAAUUAUUAUCUUUUUUGCACAAAACGUACAGAUGAGUGGUGGCGCUAGUUUCACCAAAGGCAGGAUGAUGUACAAGCAAUAACACGAAUCGUUUGCUUAACGUGCAUACGCAAAACAUCAUAAAAAAGAAACUAAGUAAGCCAGUGCAGUUGUUUGCACUCAAGAAAGCACGAAGAAGAAUGGAAUCGAUAGAAGGUUUUUGAGGCAUGCGUGGUACGAGCGGCUAAAGAUCCGCUCAAAAACCGUUCAGAUCAUGAUGAAAACGAAUGGUUAACGCGCAAAGUGUACAUAUAGAAAUUUACAUUCACACUAAUUUGUAAGCUUGUUUGCAUAUGUACCCCAGUUGUUAAUCGAUUUGAUCUGUGAGGUUAUUAGAUUUUCUUUACAUCCCGUUUCGAGUUAUUCUAUUUUAUUACGAUUUUUAAAUACUUUGUUCGUAUGUUUAUUUUCUUUUUUUUUAUUUGAAGCUUAUUGUUCCGAUCAAUUAUGUUAUGUGCAAGUUUUAUACUACGAACGAGAAUUUACGCUUUCAUAGAGAAGAAUAAUUGUGCAUUUUGUUUAGGUAAAAGAUUUAGCCACCACAACCAAAAGGGAUAUUGGUCGGAUUGAUACCAGUGUAUGCCGGUUAGAUUGUAACAGCUACUGUUAUUGUAGAGGAAGACAAUUUAUAGCACGGCACAGAUCGUUUUAUGUGAGUUAUAUGAAUAAGUUUGAUUCUUUUAAUAUAGUACACACUGUACCGGUCAAAAGAAAUGUUAUCAAUCGUCAACAGUAAAGCCACUCUAACACUCAAAACACACACUCAACAGCGAGUGGUAUGCAGAGAGAGAGAGACGGAGAGAGAAAGAGAGAAAGAGAAUAUGUUUGGAUAGAAAAUGAUAAGAGGCAUUAAAUCUUUUGAAUCAUAUCUACUCUUAUAGUAAAGAGUAUCAGAAUAUUCGCAUAAUUAUCAAAAAACGUCAAACAUGCUACUGUGCAAGAUAAUUCUCAUGUCGAUGUAUCAUACAUUAUUGUUUUUUUUAUUGCUGUUUUAUCAAUCCUGGUAUGAUUUGAUAACAGCGAUCAUAGCAUUUUAGAACACAUCGUUUAUUUAAAUUCAAAUUUAAAUGUUUGUGUAAAUUAUUUUACAGGGAAAACAUCAUUAUGAUACGAUUUUUAUUGUGGAUUUUAAACAAAUUUAGUAUAAUCUUCAAAAAUCAGGAAGUUCACCCAAAUUGAAUCAAAUUAAUCCCAAAUCCCAAAGUAUUGUAUAUUAUUUGCUUAUCGUCACUUUCAGCCAUGAUGUUCAAAUCUCUUUCUCUCUUCGUAAAUUUCUUUGGCGUUGUGUAUUAGUGCGGUACGGUGCGUAAAUAAAAAACCGGAUAAUAUUUACCAUUGUCUGAUAAGAAUUAAAAAUGAAGCAACAGGGAAUAAAGGAGCGGAUUAUGUACCCCAGGCGCGCAGAGGAUAAAACGAUUAGAAACGAUAAUUUUUACAAUGAUAAAAUCGAAUACGAAUCGCGAUGAUUGGGUUUGGCAAUGUGGUAAUCCAUGUGGACUCAUGGUUUCCGUUCAUAAUAUAUCGUAAUACAUCGCGCACACACAUUACGUAACAAGAUGAGAAUGAAUCAGCGAACAAUUAGGGGAAGGUGAAAACUAUCGUGUUGUAUAUGUAUCAUUGUAAACGGAAAAUGUAGCAAGAACAAUUCAUUAACUUCUCACUCAUGAACACAACAUCCCUCGAAACGGUUUAGUACGGAAAGCGGAUUUCUUAUAAGUAAUGAAUAACGAUACUCUAAUGCAGUGAGUGCAAAGAAAAGGAAUGGAGAAGUGCAAAACGGUGCAUAGAAGAAAUAUUUAAAAUUAAUAUAUAGAUGCAUAAUACAGAAGUAAUAUGAAGGCAACCGAAUGAAACAGGGGACAUGAACAGUUGAUUGAUGAAUAGAGAGAGAAAGUGAGAAAGAAAGAGAUGUAGAGAGAUAAAGAAUAGCCGAAGUUUGAUGUUUGUUAGGUUAUCUUUAUGUUCUAUUAGGCCCUUGCAUCGGCAACGUGUUGUGGCGUGAGAGGAAAUGUUAUAGCUUAUCCAAUUUCGUUUAUUUUUGUUUUCUCUCUUUUGUACUCGAUCCUAGUGCGUACUAAACCAUUCAAAGUUAGGCAAUGAAGAGCCAGCAUCAAGAUGGCGUCGGAGGAUAAUAGUAGCGCUACCGAGCGCCAUUUUAAUGAUAGGUAUGUAUCGUUAGAAUGUGGUGCAUAUUUUUUCUUUGUUGGUGAAUGUUCGCUCUUCCCUGUUUUGAUUUUUUUUUACACACGGACGAAAGUCAACGACAAAGAUGAAAUUUUUCUCUAGUGGACAGGAUUCGGUAUGCGUUCAUUAAUUUUUCUAAUCGUGGGUGCAACGGUGUAAUGGUUAAUUUAUUUUCUGCAUAGUUUAUUUUAUUAUUCGGAGAGUAUUUAUACAUCGGUAUCGGAUGGGUGCAACGCAGACACAUUUGUGCCGUGGGUUGCGGUUUGGUGGUGAAGUGCUUAAAUAGCCGAGAUAGAUAGAUAGUUACAUAGUUAGUGAGGGAGGCAAACCGAUACAGAAGAAGAAGAAGAAGUAAGGGUAAUUAUACCCCAUUAACACAUACACAGAGUAUGAGAUAUUAGUCCAGAGGAUUAUAUAAAGCCUAGUGGGAAACGGAGAGAAAGAAACCAUUUGCCAAGGCACUUAAACUAAUCAAACAUUUAGAGAGGAGUGGUGUAAUCGAGAUAACAAUGGAAAAAAGAGUGAAAAUAUUAUUAUUAUAAAAUAUAUAUAUAUAUAUGUAUAUAUGUUAAUCUACAUCAAUUCCGUUAACGGUGCUCAAUUUUAGACGGCGGGAAAACAGUUUCAAUUUUAACAUCUGGCAAAAUGAUUAUUGCCUCUAUCAAACAUUGAUACAAUUAAUUUUAUUUUAAUUUGGCUUCAUAUAUGCCAUCGUAACCGGUUUACAAGGAAUUAUGUUUACCACAGAGCCCAGCACUAAGUGACCUCCCCGUGCAUCUACGUUGCAAUAUCAACAUUUCUAACUCGAUUCACGGUUUAAAAACACUAGCGUUAAAAUUAACACUGUAACAUUUAGUUGCUGUAGCUCCCGUCGUCUAAAGGAGGAGUCCUUGAACGAGAACUGGAAAGAAGGAACGAUUUUGGGCGCGAAAAUCCAAACUCUUAAGAAAACGAAUAAUUAUUACCCAGCUUAAGGAAGGCACAGUGUGGAGUAAACAUAUUCAAUAAAGAGAAGAUCGGAUAGUUGCAUUUGGGCGCGUGUGAAUGUGUGUAUGUAGUAGGUGAUAAAAAAACGUACGGAUCGAGUGUUUGAUACAACACGAGAAACAAACUAUAUUGUGCGAAACACGGUGGAAAAGAUGAAAACUGACUAAAAGCGUAGCCGUAAGGGUGAACCUUACCUUAAGGAAGGUAAUACAUUGAUGUAAUAUUUCAUACAAUCGCAGUGAAAACGUACACCAUUAUACAUGCAUAAUACAGACGUACACGUACAGAAAAGCUGUUUAUUUUUAUAGUAACAAAAAAAAACAUCUAAAUCAUAUAUAACGCAAUUUAACAUGACACGGUAACGAAUUGGGCUAAACGAAGGUGAAAACAAAGCAUCAAUACAAUAUAACUAAAAUUGGCUCUUCCGGUACGGGGGUAGGUAGGGUAGGUGACCGAACACACGAAAAUACGAUGGAGCAAAAUUAGUGAAAGUGAAAAAGGGUUAACGCGCUCCUCUGCCACCGGUAGUACUGUGUUCCAUUAUCUCUGGGAAAUUGCCGAGGUAAAGAGAGAAGCAGAAAAAGGAGAAGAAAAAAAACAAAACAAGGAGAAGUAAUAAGAGAAUAUAAAACAGAUAUUGAAUAUUCCUAUACAGAUAUAUAUAGAUAUAUAUAUAGUAUAUAAAUAUAUUUAUGUACAGAUAUACCGCGUAGGCUGUAGUGAAAGAGAGGUUGCGUUUCAAUGUUUUAUGCUCCUAUUUUUUUUGUUUGUGUUUUUCGCUCCCGUUUUGAUGAAAGAUGUGAAGGAAGCAAGCAAAAGAAGCAGUGACAACAAAGGGCAAACCAAAUCGUAUUAUGGAACAGCGCAAUAUAAAACAGUCACUUUCGCCUAGUGAGAAAAGAUGGUAGAAAUUCUAUGCCACACGAUCACAUGUGGUUGUUUCCGUUGAAAGAUUCCUAGUCGCUCGACACAGACACACACACAUAGGAGAGAGGAUACUACGGUUUAGGCAGAUUUUAAAAUUUAUACCACAAAAAGAAACGAAACAGAUACUGCCCCACUCGUUUCCUCAUUUCCCUGUAAAUCCCGUUCUUACCUGUGCGCUGUGUAGAAGAAAUCUACUAAUGUCCAAUUUAAACACUUUCUAGAGGCUUCUACGGUUGCCAGUAGAUGGCGCUUACAGAUGUCAUUGCAGGUUUUAUUAAUUCUUUCACUUCUUCCUUACAUUUUACUGGUAAUUGCUAUAGAAUAUAACCAUUUAAUGAUUGCUGCAAUCUUAUAAAAAUUUCACACCACUCACAAACAUUAAUACAUAUGGAACAGCAGCAUUCGUAUUGGAUUCUGCAGGCGCAAUUGGUCAACACUGACAGCAAUCAAAGCAGAUCAAACUGAGCUAUAUAGGAGGACUGACGUAUGAAGCGAGUGAGAGAAAGUAGGAGAGGUACAAGAUGGCGAUAAAAAAAAGGCAAACAUAUGAUAAUAUACCAUAAUUACUAGUAGGGAUAUCACCUUAUAGAUUUGUUGUCUGUGUCAAUAAGUUUUAUAAUGUUUCUUUGUAUUUAUAUGGAGUUUAUGACGAGCGUAGCAAUUACACAAGUCCAGAUCGUUUUCUCAAUGGUUCAUACAUAUAUCCUAACCUAACUAAUCUGUGGAAUAUGCAUCGGUACUGCUAGUGUGAAGAAUAUCAUUUGUAUGUAUUAUGCAAUGGGGCUACUUAAGACACGAUUUCCGUACAUUCUCUAGCCAUAUGAAUGCCGCUGUCCUUCCAGAAACCAUGUACAUGUGCUAUAACUGAUAUCCUGAUAGAUGUCUAGUAUUAUGUCUAACGUGACCAAAAUGUGACACGGCACUUUAUGGCAAAGGAACCCUUCAAGGCAGACUAAUAAUACCUCACUGGUCCGGUUACUACAAUGAGUGUGACGGGGAUUACUCCAUCUUCACCCCUCUACACCCCUUUGCAUCGCUAGUAGUUUAAUUGAAUGUGCAAUUAUUGUCAUGGUAACAUACCGACAUGAUAAAAUGGCCAGCCAGUAUGUCCUGUUUUUGGGCGAUAAUCUGACACUACUGCUACUAAUAUCGCGUUUUAGCACUAUUCUCUUCGUUUGUUGCUGCUAAUCAUGCAUCAUGAACUUCGAUUCACACACAGCCCAACAUUCUGCGUAUUAUCCAAGACGAUAGGCAAGGUGGUGUGUUUCUUCAGUAUCGCUGGUAGCAAAGAAAAGAUUUAUAGUUACGAAAGUGAUGAACGUUCUUGAGUCAAACCAAAACAUCUAUAUAAAACAAAUAAUUUCAGAAAGGAUGAAAAGAAGAUCUAUCUAUGAGGGUGCCGAUGCGUGUAUUUGUCUGACAGAUUAUGGCAUGAACUGACACUUUAACAGUAUACAGUUUCAUCUUAGUAGCAUGGUGUAGUGUGGGUAGUAUUCAGCUCCUGUUGGAUUGACAGCUGGAAUGGUAAUUGAAAGGUAAUGUUUACGUGUUUCUUUGCCAUUUAGGACUCGUUACUUUGUGUAUGCAUGCCUGUGACGGAUAGGAUCAACGAUUACGUACAUAAACAAAAAAAAAUCUUCCAACAUUCGGUACACAUUUACAGCAAAAGUGUGGAACGUAUUUAAAAAAAAAACAUCCCUGUUUCUUUGAUUUGUUUGGUACAUUGUAUUGAAACAUAAAAGUCUGACAAUGGUUAUUGCUUAGGUUAGGACAACUUAAGACAGAAAAAGAGUAUUAUAGAGAGAAGAAAACAAAACAGAACGACUAACAAGCAAACUCAAUGUUGAAGCAAAUGAGACACACUAAAGUUUAACCCCGAAAAAAAAGGCAAAAAAGGAAAUGCAUUGUGAAGUGAAAAAUAACAUAACAAAAAUUUGCAAAUAACGAAACAUUCAGGUUUGUGAGAAAUUCUACAUCUACUAACUGAGCCGCCAUGUUGUACGAUGAGAAGUUAGAUAAAACCAACCUUUCAAACGAAUGGUAUAAUAAUCCUAAUUAAGGAUUUGCACACAAGAAACAUAUUAUUAUCUUAUAAUUAUACCCGUAACUAAUCCAAUAAUAUUACGACUGUAAUGUUUUCUUUUUAUUAUAUAUUUCUCUCGAUUCCCAGCUAUAUACAGACACAGAACACACACACACAUACAGUAGGAAAAAUACACGCAAAAACCCACGUACCACACGCAUAUGCCGGUGGGCAAAGGUUGCGAGACGAAUGCAGUGUAAGAAAACAAAGAAACCAUACAAAAAAAGAAAACGGAACAAAAACUGUUCAUUUUAACAGGUGCACGCUCGUAUACAGCUAAAUAAUGAGAGCAUUAAAUAUAUACAACAACAUCAAAACACACACACACAGAAAAGAAAAACAAAUCUGCGUUAAAAUAAUAAAAAAGGACGAUGAUGAAGAAUAAGAAAGAGGUAAAACAUUAUCGAUAAACGAUAAGAGCUCAAUUUUAUAUCGAAAAAUUUAUAUACAUACUUGAUAGAUAAAAGAAAAACAAACUGUAAGAAUUAGAACGAUAAAGCAAUAGACGAUGAUGGCAAACAAGCGUUAAACAAAAAAGAAGCAAACAAAAAGCAAAUGCAAACACAAUACUUAAGGAAGAACGCAAACAAAAAGAAAAUACAAUCCAAAUGAUGUUUCUUGGCACAAUUUGGUGUUCUUGUUAUUCGGGCAAGUUUUGUUUGAAAACUGUCGUUUCGUUGUUCGAUUAAUUGCAUUCGUUUUGCCUUCCCUCGUUUAUCUCUUGUGCGAUAUAAUUGUGUUUUUAGUCCAAUUGAGCUUUACCACUAAUUUUAGAACGAGUUUUAUAAACUCUUAUCUGUGUACUAAUAUCAUCUUCAUAUCUUCUAAGCAAUCGAAGUUAAAACAAGACGUUCAUUAACUGCCCCUUUUGCUGCGCUGGUUUGGGGGUGCUAAUUUUCUUUUUCGUUUGUGUUUUUCAUUUUUACGAAAUGCAAAAACUGAAUUACAUUUCACGCGAUCGUAUCACAAAUGCAGCAAACGUCAAGUCGGAAAGCGUUAUAUGUAAAGGGCAGAUCAAAUUCCCCUCCCAUAUACGUGGUUGCAGUGCCUGACAAGUAACAGAAACAAAGAAACACACGAAAAAUAAAAUAAUGAAAUGCAGUGCACAUAUAACAAACUUGGCGGAUAAACUCUAUCAUGCAUUCUAUGACGUAUUGUAUUGAAAAUUGGUGAGACAUACGAACUUCGAACGAACUUCGAAGUUGGACAAGGGUGAUGAAAAAUAUGGUGGUGGUUGUCAUAUACAACCGCUGCGAAACACUAUCGCGAACCCAUUCUUUUUAUUUUUACUACUAAAAGCUAACCAACACCCCCAAAGAGGAAGCGCGAACGCCAUCGAACCCCAUUUCUGCUCUGCCCUAGCUAAGUAGUAGAACUACACUACUGACUAUCUCUUUGCUUUCACGUCUAACCUUUCUAUCGAAACACGGAAUAGUAAUGUGCGAAACGAACCAGUGAACGAAAGCAGAAAAAGAGAUAAUAAAUGCAUUAAUGUUUAAAUAUUUGCAAGCAAAUACUUAUAAAAGGUGACACUUAUAACAAGACAGCCGUUUUGUACGAAUAGUAAAUCAAAUUAGUAAUGAAGAGGGAGAAAGAAAGAGCGAAACGAAAGAGAGAGAGAGAGAGAGAAAGAGAUAAAGAGUGUGUGUGAAAUAAUCUACUCAGCAGGAGGAAUAAACCAUGUAGAGAGACGGCGGUAUCGAGAGAUCUAUAGUUUUUAGUAUACAAUAUACCAAUCAUGAAGCAAUGCCCUCGUAAUCUGAUGACUGGAUAGAAAAAUAUAUAAUUAUACAUAAGAUUAAAAAAAUACUACUCGGUGAACGAUCAUCACAUACACCCUCAUACUCACAUACACGAUAUAACGCGCAAAUAGAUGCGCCGCACAGCGAUUUCAAUGCGUGUUAGGAGGAAACCCCUCCGGGAAUGCGGAAUCAGAAUUUCUGACCGGAAGUUACUUUUACAAGAUGGCCGGAAAUGGAUAUAUCCCUCCCUCUAUCCAACACACACACACACACACACAUAUACACACAACUAUACCUGCCAGGAGUGCGGCCAGUUACAAUGUCAUUAACCAAAACACGUACAUUAUAGUACACCGGAGGGUACAUUCAUACAGCGAAUACAGCGGGGCGGGAAGAAAGCGAAAUAAAGAAAGAUGUGACGCAAGGUAUUGACCAAAGGCAGUUCCCAUUAACAAACACAAAAAAAAAUAAAACAAAACAAAAAAAGUACAGACAAACACAGUGAAGGAAAUGGCGGGAGAGUCGUACAAGACGAAGAAGACUGUAAUGCACUACUCCUAAAAUGUUGUAUGGGAAGUAUUUAGAACAAGUGAACGCGUGAAACAGAUAUCUAAUAAAAAUCUUAUAAUUAGAUCCAAA
Molecule: messenger RNA, 13949 nt
Organism: Anopheles funestus (African malaria mosquito)
Lineage: Eukaryota; Metazoa; Arthropoda; Insecta; Diptera; Culicidae
Product: homeobox protein Wariai-like
Exons: 2
Coding region: 3472-5301 (609 amino acids)
Molecular function (GO): RNA binding
Source: RefSeq, a predicted model, not a curated record